Messenger RNA from Hippopotamus amphibius kiboko, 6504 nucleotides. RefSeq names its product LARGE xylosyl- and glucuronyltransferase 2 (gene LARGE2). The record is from RefSeq and is a predicted model, not a curated record. Gene Ontology annotation, molecular function: xylosyltransferase activity; glucuronosyltransferase activity. NCBI's taxonomy places the organism in Eukaryota, Metazoa, Chordata, Mammalia, Artiodactyla, Hippopotamidae. Gene Ontology annotation, biological process: protein O-linked glycosylation via mannose.
UCUGAGAGCACCAGGUCGGGGCCCCCCAGCCGCUGGGGCAGGUGAGUCGGCGACUCAGCGCGGGAGAGACGGCCGCGUGGCCGUCGGGCCCCGCUGCCCGAGGCUGACCCCUCCUCCCUGGUCCACAGGGCCCGCGAUGGAGCGCGCAGCCCGGGGUCGCGCCCCGCCCUGAGCGCCCGCCCCCGCCCCCGACCCCGCGCGUGGCCAUGCUGCCCCGAGGGCGGCCCCGGGCGCUGGGCGCCGCGGCCCUGCUGCUCCUGCUGCUGCUGCUGCUCGGCUUCCUCCUGCUCGGCGGCGACCUGGGCUGUGAGCGCGGCGAGCGGGCACGGGGGCGGGGGGACCCGGAGUCCCUGCCCUGAUCGCUAACGCCACGUGUACCUGCAGACGGGCGGCCGCGGCCGCGGGGGCCUGCUGCCCUCGACGGAGACCCGCCGGCCGACCCCGGGGGCCACCACCCCUCGGACUGCGUCCCGCCGCGGCCGCCGCCGCCCAGGUGCGAGCUCUUGCAGGUGGCCAUCGUGUGUGCGGGUCACAACUCCAGCAGAGACGUCAUCACCCUGGUGAAGUCCAUGCUCUUCUACAGGAAAAACCCACUGCACCUGCACUUGGUGACGGAUGCCGUGGCCAGGAACAUCCUGGAGACGCUCUUCCGCACGUGGAUGGUGCCUGCUGUCCAGAUCAGCUUCUACGACGCCGAUGAGCUCAAGCCCCAGGUCUCCUGGAUCCCCAGCAAGCACUACUCUGGCCUCUACGGGCUAAUGAAGCUGGUGCUGCCCAGCGCCCUGCCCCCUGACUUGGCCCGUGUCAUUGUCCUGGACACAGAUGUCACCCUUGCCUCCGACAUUGCAGAGCUCUGGGCACUCUUUGCUCACUUCUCGGACAAGCAAGUGAUCGGUCUCGUGGAGAACCAGAGCGACUGGUACCUGGGCAACCUCUGGAGGAACCACAGGCCCUGGCCUGCCUUGGGCCGGGGAUUUAAUACAGGCGUGAUCCUCCUCCGGCUGGACCGGCUGCGGCAGGCUGGCUGGGAGCAGAUGUGGAGGCUGACGGCCGCGCGGGAACUGCUCACCCUGCCCGCCACCUCACUGGCUGACCAGGACAUCUUCAAUGCCGUCAUCAAGGAGCACCCGUGGCUAGUGCAGCCCCUGCCCUGCGUCUGGAACGUGCAACUGUCAGACCACACGCUGGCUGAGCGCUGCUACUCGGAGGCAUCUGACCUGAAGGUGAUCCACUGGAACUCACCAAAGAAGCUUCGCGUGAAGAACAAGCACGUGGCGUCCUUCCGCAACCUCUACCUGACCUUCCUGGAGUACGACGGGAACCUGCUGAGGAGAGAGCUCUUUGGGUGUCCCUGCCCGCCCCCUCCUGGAGCCGAGCAGUUGCAGCGGGCCCUGGCGCAACUGGACGAGGAGGACGCCUGCUUUGAGUUCCGGCAGCAGCAGCUCACUGUGCACCGUGUGCACAUCACCUUCCUGCCCCACAAGCCACCACCGCCCCAGCCCCACGAUGUCACCCUGGUGGCCCAGCUUUCCAUGGACCGGCUGCAGAUGCUGGAAGCCCUGUGCAGGCACUGGCUGGGCCCCAUGAGCCUGGCCUUGUACCUGACAGACGCAGAGGCCCAGCAGUUUCUGCGUUUUGUGGAGACCUCGGCGGUGCUCGCCACCCGGCAGGACGUGGCCUACCACGUGGUGUACCGCGAGGGUCCCCUUUACCCCAUCAACCAGCUUCGCAACGUGGCCUUGGCCCAGGCCCUCACGCCGUACGUCUUCCUCAGCGACAUUGACUUCCUGCCUGCCUACUCCCUCUACGACUACCUCAGGGCCUCCAUCGAGCAGCUGGAGCUGGGCGGCGGGCGGAAGGCGGCUCUGGUGGUGCCCGCGUUCGAGACCCUGCACUACCGCUUCAGCUUCCCCAGUUCCAAGGCCGAACUGCUGGCCUUGCUGGACGCCGGGUUUCUCUACACCUUCAGGUACCACGCGUGGCCCCGGGGUCACGCGCCCACAGACUACGCCCGCUGGCGGGAGGCUCAGGCCCCGUACCGCGUGCAGUGGGCAGCCGACUACGAGCCCUAUGUGGUGGUGCCGCGUGACUGUCCCCACUACGACCCCCGCUUCGUGGGCUUUGGCUGGAACAAGGUGGCCCACAUCGUGGAGCUGGAUGCACAGGAAUACGAGCUCUGGGUGCUGCCCGAGGCCUUCAUCAUCCACCUGCCACACACCCCAAGCCUUGACAUCUCCCGCUUCCGCUCCAGCCCCGCCUAUCGUGCCUGCCUCCAGGCCCUCAAGGACGAGUUCCACCAGGACUUGUCCCGCCACCACGGGUCUGCUGCCCUCAAAUACCUCACUGCCCUGCAGCAGCCCCGAGGCCCCACCUGACCUCCCCCCGCCCCCGUCGCCUUGGCUGUCACACACUCCCUGUAGACACUGGAGCAACCUUGCUGCCGUCCCAUCCCCGCCCCCCGCUGCUUAAGUUAUUUAAGGUCCCUCUGGGAAGGGCUAGGGCCGGGCCUCUGCGGGGUGGGGCCUGCAUCUGCCCUCUGCUGCUAUUCUGUGGCUGGGGUCUAGUGUGCCUCUGCCCCAGCUGGUUUGGGGCUGGUUCCUGCAUGCUCACCUGUAACAUCCGUUUUUCUAAGUAAAGUGCUAAGAGCUCCUUUCCAUCUUCCUCUUGGUUUGGGGCACGAGGGCGUCCGUAAAGCCCGGGGAGGUGCUGAAUCUGGCUGGAGUCGUGGGAGGGCCGGGCCGCCCCUGUGCACCCUCCCCUGCCCCACACCCAACACCAUGAGUCUGAGAGACUUUAUUUGGCUUUAUUUAGUAAAAUGUUAAAAUAAAUAAAUACAAAUUGAUCAGCUGCUCUGUAUCCCCCCACCCCCUCAAAACAGAAAUCAAACAGAAACAAAAACUUUGAAGCACACAACUCCAAACACACGUUCUACCAAGACUGAAAUCACAAAGCGCACGGACACGGCCGAGAGGCAGGUUGGGAGCUGGCUGGCCCUCCUGCCCAGGGCGUGCUGACCUCCGGCUGCCCGCCCUGUCCUGCCUGGCUGCAGCUCGCCCUGGGCUGAGGGCCCACUGACACUGGAGAGAGGGGCAGGGGCCAGAGGCUGCUGUGGGGACGGUGGCGUCCUCGGGGAAGAAGAAGAGCCUUUGGGGGCAGGCGGUGAAGUGAGUUUGUGAGGACUGCUCUUCCUUUACAAGGGCUGUUUUCAAGAGCUCCACCAGAGCUCUCUGAGGGGGUAACCCUCAGCGUCCUCCCCUACUCUCCGGUGGGAGGGCCAGAGGAAUCUUUUCAGAGGCCACCUCCUCACCUCCUGAAAAGAAGCGGACACUGAGGAUGGCUGUACGUCCGGGUGAGAACGGGUCACUUGUUUCCCGCCAGGGGUGCCCAGCUGAGGGCUGGGGUUGAGGGCCAGUCUUCUACACAGAGCAAGGUUGCCUCCAUCCAACAGAAGCCAUGGCAUCUGGAGGACCACAGGCCCAGAAGAUGUACCUGGGCCACCAUGCAUCCUACUACCGGAGGGCCUUUUGCCCUCGGGGUGAAAGUCUCCUCGGUUAAGCCCUCUGGAUAAAUAAGAAAGACCAAGCCCUGAAAGGGAGCGAAGGGAGGAAACCACUUUGAGUGUGUUGUCUGAGCCAUGGGCUUGGGAUGAGAGCGCAAGGACGUUCUGCUGGCCCCUAGACAGUAAGUGUCAGAGAUGGCGGCAGAGGCAGCUGCACAGGCAGACAGGUGAGCCCGCAGCACGGUCCCCCUCCCAGGAGCGGCGUGGGGCAAGCAGCUGCGCCCACGCACGCCGCCUGUUGAGCCUGAGCCGGGAAGCAGCAGGGACAGAUGCAGGCCUGUCGGGAAACCGGGCACUCACACGGUGCCAGCUAGAGGCUGCUGUGGCCAUGUUAUGGGCCCCACACAGGUAAGGCCCACGCGGGGCUGCCCCAAGCUGGGUCUCCCCGCCAAGCAUGACCAGCAGGCUUGCCCCAAAAGGUCCCAAAGGAAGGAAGAAAGCAGGACUCUGGAUGAGCUCAGCAGAGGUGAGACAAGGCCCAGCAGGCUCCGUGAAAGAAAAAGGACCUGCAGGCCACACGGGCAAGAAGGAGAGCAGGGACGAUGACAGCAACAUGACCUCACUGCCUCCAGGGCACAUCACCUGGGCCACAGGACUGACAGGAGGCCUCCUGAGCCAGGGCCUGGGAGGCCGCUCCCUACUCCCAGACCGGCCGCUCCCUGGCCUCCCAAGCGCCUGCAGGCCGGCUCCUCUCAGGUGUGUCUGUCAGCAGCUACACUGGGGCACGGGGAAAGGCAGCAGAAGGGGAGAGGGAGCUGGAGGCAGCUCUGGUGGGGCAGUCAUGAAUGGGUGUCUCAGGUGGUCCCAGGGACCCACAGGUCUGGAGGGACAGAGAGGGCCUUCUCAUGGCAGGACAGUAAAGGAGGAGGAGGCUGGGUGACUAGGGCCCUUUCUUUGCAGUAAGGGGUGUUUGGGAAUUUGAGUCCAGGAUGCAGGUUUGGGGGCAGGGUUGCCCUUUUUACUCCAUACUUGCUGACUCUGCCCAACAGCUUAUGUCUGAACUUGAGGAACGACUCCUACCCUAACCCUAGGCAAGGUCAGAGUGUGACUGCUCACAGCAGCCAGCAAAACCCUGGUCAAUUCCUAAGCCUGACUCCCACCCCCGAGAAUCCCCAGGCAGCUCCUUUCUGAGCAAAGGCCUCUAGUGAUGACAGUUUCCCAACUGCUUUCAAGAAGGUAGGUAUCAUGUGGCAACCUCCAGUGUGUGGGCCCAGACAAGUCAAAUGGGAGGCUCCAAGACAGGGCGUUCAGCCCGCCUCUGGGCUCUGAACCUCCGCCAACUAUUCCUCCAACUCGUCCAGGCAUCUCCCCAGGCUCCCUGACUAGACAUAGCACCUUGGUUUUUGCAUGAGGAGAGGGAGCGGCCUUCUUUGCCCCUCAGGCAAACCUGCAUCCAGGUCCUGACUCUGAGGCCCGUGCAGCCCCUCUUAAAGCCUCCUCCAACAUCCGGGGAAGAUGAAUGGAAAUGGUUGGCAGAGAUGAGACGUGUUUUACAUGAGGAGUAUUUCUCUGUUGCAGCUACUUUCAGGAUCAAACUCUUGUCUUUCUGGGCCUACCUAGGUGAAGGAGAAACUAAUGGGCCCUUUUCUGCCUUAAGACUCUGGCCCUUUUGGGGCCUGGGGCUGGCUUGGGAGAGAUGCUCUGGGAGGGCCGGGGCGCAGAGCCGCUGCCUCCCUCCUGUGGCCAGAGGCGCACAACGGACAAAGGUCUCCAGCAGGAGUGCACACCUGACGGAAUUUACUUCCCACAAAGCACGAUGACAGAAAUGCUCCAAGCCUUCCAGAACCCUGCUUUUCUCAAGAAGACGAAAGUCCAAGCCAAGGCAAGCACAGCAUUCUAGCCAAAGGUCGCCCAGGAAGCUUGUGGGUGGGCAGGGUAGACUCCCAUUUCCAGGGCCUGGAGCCAGCAGGCAGAGAAAGCGGCUGGAGAGUCAGACCUCUCUUCAAAGGCAUGAAGACACAGAGGCCACCCUGGGGCUCUCUGUCUCAGAGAUACCAUGUCCCCUUCAAGACAUCUCACUCCCUUGUUCCUUCUAAGCACCAAGAGCUGAUGCAGCCAGCCUACCCCCUGCACCCUUCUGCCAAAGCUGGGGUGCAUGGGCACCGAUGAGCUUCACUGGCCAUUUUCUUCAAAGCUGUCCCCCAGGCACUCAAAAUGCUGGUGGCUGAACGACCAAGAGCAGCACCAAAGGAAGGGAUCUUAUUUAGGCACCAGCCUUUUGCUCUAGCAAAACCCGAGGAGACAGUAGGUCUCCCCUGGCACCAUCCACACUCCACGUGGGCUUCAGAAACAGGAGCCCAGAUCCCUGCACCAGGAAGAGAGGACAGUCUUUUCUGAGGAGGGGAGAAUGGCGGGAGAGCCCUGCCCCGCCCUCAGGGCCGCAGCCAUUGGAGGAGAGAAACCUUGGAGAGCAGCCCACCGGUCUUGAGACACAAACACAGCAAAAUGUCAUCACGAUCAGCAGGCUCUGUGCUAAAAAAUUAUAACUACACAGCAUUUUCUCCAGUUCCGACACCUUUUUUAAUAGAAAUCACUGUUUUUAGGAAACAAAUAGCACUUCUGUAAUUUUUUUUUUUUACAAUGUUUCUUACCUUGAUCUUAAUUUAAGUAACACUAGGAAGACCUCAAUAUCUUUUAUUUUCCUUUUUAAUUUAAAAAAAAAGUUGUUUUUUUUCCCCCAGAUACAAAGAUGUUUGCCCUUGCAUAAAAAAACAGUGCCCCGAACGAUGACACAAGGACUCACACAGACUCACUGGACCUCACUGACACUAUGAUUCCUAUUCUACCAUGCAAGGUCUCGACUACCCUUAAUUGGACUGUCAGCCUGAAAAACAGCUUUUCUAUUCCUUAUUUUAGUUUUUGUUACCAAAAAAGUAAAAUAAACAACAAAAUAAGACUUUUUUUUAAAGAAAAAAGAACAAAAACAAAAAUAAAAAAAAAGAAAA